Prunus armeniaca (apricot) is the source of this 462-nucleotide messenger RNA. NCBI's taxonomy places the organism in Eukaryota, Viridiplantae, Streptophyta, Magnoliopsida, Rosales, Rosaceae. The record is from the annotation of a GenBank genome assembly.
AUGGUAUCAGAGCCACUCUGCCGUGUGGUGCGAGUGUGCCGACCAGGACGUUGGGCCCUUAAGGGGCGAAGCCAAUCCCGGGAUGUGACAAUUUGGAGUGGAGUUAAACCGACAGUGGAUUAUUUCAAGGUUUGUGGGUGUGUCUCCCAUGUACAUGUACCUGAUAGCAAAAGAACAAAGUUGGAUGAUAAAAGCUUAAGGUGUGUCUUGCUUGGUGUCAGUGAGGAGUCUAAAGCAUACAGAUUGUAUGAUCUAGUCUCUCAGAAAAUCCUUGUAAGCAGAGAUGUUGUGUUUGAAGAGGAUAAAAGUUGGGAUUGGGACAAAAGACAUGAAGAAGUGAUAUUAGCUGAUUUGGAGUGGGGUAACAAUGAAAAAGGAGCAACCAGAGUCGCUGAAAAUGAAGAAGAAGGUGAUGCAGAUUUUAAUAAUGAAGGUGCUGCUGACUUUGAUAAUGCCACAUGA